Cuscuta epithymum is the source of this 961-nucleotide messenger RNA. The record is from the annotation of a GenBank genome assembly. NCBI's taxonomy places the organism in Eukaryota, Viridiplantae, Streptophyta, Magnoliopsida, Solanales, Convolvulaceae.
UCCAAAGUCCAAACGGAUAGUAUAAUUAAAUAUAAAAAUCAAGGCAUAAUUAGUAUGAUUGAUGCUCUUUAAUUUCUUUGUGCAUGCACUUUUUUGCUAAUAAAUAAAUCUAUUAAUAACCUAAUAAUUGGGCUGCUUUCUAUCUUUAGGAUUACUUACAGACUAGCAGAUUAUAUUAGAACUCAUUGCCCGCAGUUGAUUCCAGACAUUCGAAAUGAAUGAAGCAUUAGCCAUGGUGUGGAAUAUGUCCCAAUUCAAUAAUUAUAUGUGGACAAUACUUUAAUAUUGAAUGAAGCAUUAGCCAUGGUGUGGAAUAUAAUAUGUCCCAAUUCAAUAUUGAGAGACUCGAUCUCAAGUGUUUACCGGCCUCCUUUCAAAAGUCAUUCACCAUCAAACCCCCAAACACGUUCACAAUUAGAACGGACCAAACCCUCAGCCAAACAAAAAAUUAAAAUUCUUGGCAACACGGAAAUGUCGAACAACCACCUAAAUCAAAAUGAAUUAAACAACCAAACAAACGCCCACACACGAAGUGCACAAACACGUGGCAAAACAACUCGCCGAACAGAAACUCUACCUUCGAUCACCAAACAAGGCAACAAGAGAACAAAAAAUGAAAGCACCGAAAUAGAGAAAAUUGGAGCAAACCAUGCACCCGACUCCAACGAAGCCAAGACUGGAGCUGGCAUGCUUCUCCACGGCUUAGUCGCUCAGUCAAUCCGAUUAAGCUGCUAAGCCAUGAGAGGCGUCUCCCCCUGUCAACGUCGGCCGCUCCAUCUAGAGUUUUUUCCUCCUUCGACUCUCAUUUAAGGUCUCCCAUUUUUUGUAAGUUUUACACUUAAAUCUAAGAGAAUUUGGCUUUAAUUUGCACCACAUAUUUUAAGUGAUGUUGAACUUUACAUCAUAUCUUUAAGAUCAUUAUUGUAUGCACUCCAUUUCAGUAUAAAAUGAUGACUUUGCA